Molecule: messenger RNA, 1423 nt
Organism: Vigna umbellata (rice bean)
Lineage: Eukaryota; Viridiplantae; Streptophyta; Magnoliopsida; Fabales; Fabaceae
Product: NAC domain-containing protein 72-like
Biological process (GO): regulation of DNA-templated transcription
Molecular function (GO): DNA binding
Source: RefSeq, a predicted model, not a curated record
GUUUCUGAGAAAAAAAGAAGAAGAAAGGAAAGGGAAAACAAAACAUCUUCCUCUGCACUACUUCAUCCUCAUCGGUUUUCUUUGUUGUGUUAGCUGAGACGAUUGAAUUGCUUUCGAAAAUGGGAGUUCCAGAGAAAGACCCUCUUGCCCAGUUGAGUCUACCACCUGGUUUUCGGUUCUACCCCACCGACGAGGAGCUUCUCGUUCAGUAUCUCUGCCGCAAGGUCGCCGGCCACCAUUUCUCUCUCCCAAUCAUUGCUGAAAUUGAUUUGUACAAGUUCGACCCAUGGGUUCUCCCAAGCAAGGCGAUUUUCGGGGAGAAAGAGUGGUACUUUUUCAGCCCUCGAGACAGGAAGUACCCAAACGGGUCUCGACCCAACAGAGUAGCCGGGUCGGGGUAUUGGAAAGCCACCGGAACCGACAAGAUCAUCACCACCGAGGGUAGAAAAGUUGGCAUAAAAAAAGCUCUGGUCUUUUACGUUGGCAAAGCUCCUAAAGGCACCAAAACAAAUUGGAUCAUGCACGAGUAUCGCCUCCUUGACUCUUCCCGAAAGACCACCGGAACCAAGCUGGACGAUUGGGUUCUGUGUCGUAUAUACAAGAAGAACUCGAGUGCACAGAAGGCGGCGCAGAACGGCGUCGUUUCGAGCAGGGAACACACUCAAUACAGCAACGGUUCGUCGUCGUCGUCUUCGUCCCAUCUGGACGACGUUCUGGAAUCGCUGCCGACGAUCGACGAACGAUGUUUCGCGAUGCCACGUGUCAGUACGAUGCAGGCACAGCAGGAGGAGAAGGUGAGCGUUCAUCAGAACCUGGGUGGGUUGGUGGAUUGGGCCAACCCUGCGGUUCUGAAUUCGGUGGGUGAUUUCGUUUCGGGGAAUAAUCAAGUGGUGCAGGAGCACACACAGGGGAUGGUGAACUACGGCGGGUGCAAUGACCUUUAUGUCCCCACCUUCUGCCACGUGGAGUCUACGCUUCCGCAAAAGAUGGAGGAAGAGGUGCAAAGCGGCGUGAGAAGCCAAAACAACAAUAACCCGUGGUUUCUUCAGAACGAUUUUACGCAGGGGUAUCAGAACCCGGUGGACACGUGUGGGUUUAAGUUCCCGGUUCAGCCGGUGGGAUUCGGGUUCAGGCAAUGAAGUUCAGCGGGUUAUGAAAAAAGAAAUAAUGUUUAUUUUGUGUAAAUAGGUGGGAUUGUUUGGGCUAACUCGUUGGGUUUUAGGUUCCUUUUUAGAAAAGGUGAAAAUUUUGGUCUUCAUUUUCGGCUAAAGAAUGAAUCGAUCCACGAGAUAAAGCAAUGAUGGAAUGGAAGCAUUUAAUUUAUUAGAAGGUAGUUUUCGGCCACACAAAGCUUACUCACCCACAUGAAUCACAUUUUGUACUUAAAAAUCAACUUCAAAUUGUUCCUGUUAGGUUUCGUUAA